AUGAGCGUAUUCGUCCAUACUCGGGAGAAGUCAUUUGUUUGUCAAUGCAGCCGCGCUUUCUCUAGACAGGACCUUCUAAGUCGCCACGAACGACUUUGCCACUCACCCGCUAAUGUUGAAGACCCGACUGCGGCCAAUGAUACUGCAAACCACCCCCAACUUAACAAUAACACCCCCAAUAUUCAAAUACAGGACACAGAGGGCUUGAUAUCAGACCCACAUGCAAAUUUCGAGAGCAGUCCGAUCUACAAUAGACCAGACGUGGAGUCUCAGAACGCAAAUCUGCUAUCAACCUAUGGCCCUGUCGGUACUUCUAAUAUUGACGGUUCCUACUACCAAAUGGGUUUUGGUCUUGGAUUGCCAGAUGAGUUGGAUCCCUGGAACACUGAUGUCCUUUCCUUCAAUAAUGUCGUCCCUUCUCAUUUCCUGGACAGCGAUAUAUCGCUCUGCGAUCUUUUCCAGCAAUUCCCCCCACAAGACCAGCCGACAACACAGGCAGAUUUUCGACCUACCACGGAUUUAGUUGGACUUACACUGCCUCAGGAGGCAGCCCCCCAGAACCCUCCACUUCCACCACGAUUCCCUUCAACCAAUGACCAGUUGCACAAUAACAAUCUUGAUGCAGAAUCGGACACCGUGGGAUGUCCUUGGAUCCUGUCAUCUGCUGCCUACAAGCAGAUUUCGGAAAAGGUGGCGCAAAAUAAGUCGAUUUUACCUGACUUCAAACUUCCGUCCAAAUUCACUCUCAUUCGUUACCUCGAAGGAUACUUUUGCGGGUUCCAUGAUCACUUACCUUUCCUUCAUCCGGUAACAUUCGACCCGCAAAAUAUCGAGCCUGAGCUGUUUCUCGCACUGACCGCGUGCGGGGCAUUAUAUCGGUUCGAACACGCCAAGGGCUAUGAACUUUAUGAUGCUGCCCGUUGUCUCGUGGACCGAAGCUUUUCCAACCGCCGGCGCCGUACCAUGGGAAGCAUGACAAUUAACUCCCCAGCGUCUGUGUAUUCAAGAGGAAAUCCGUAUUCCCCGUCAAAGUCUUCGAAUGCGCACCAGUCAGCUGGAGGUUCCAGCAAUUACAAUGAGCAAGAGUCGCAAGCAUGUCUUCAAAGGGCCCAGGCACUCAUCAUUCUUAUGGCCAUGAGCGCAUGGGGGGAGCAGCCGCCUGUUCAAGACAGUCUAGCGAUGGGAAGUCAGCUUGCGGUACUUGUACGAGAAAUAGGGAUCAGCCAUUCAGAUGAUACGAAGGAUAUGAGCUUGACAUGGACAUCCUGGGCCAUGCACCAGCAACGGAGACGUACCUUGCUCGUCGCAUAUAACCUCUUUAAUCUUCACAGCAUCGCUUACAACGUUCCACCGCUAAUUCCUAACCAUGAAGUGGCCCUCUUUCUGCCGUCCUGCGAGGCAGAGUGGAAGGUCAGAUCACAGGAAAGCUGGGAACAGUACCGCCAAGGAUACUCUUACCGUGAACAUGCUUUCACAGUAAUAUUGGGUCGUCUACUCCAGGGCCUUAGUGUAUCCGACUAUGGUGCCAUCUCUGCUUUCUCGAAUUAUGUCCUCAUACACGGGCUCGUCCAAAAAAUCAACCUUGAGCACCAAACCGCAACUUUUCUUCCUGAAGAUGGAUCGUCAAUGCGCCCGCAAUUACUUAAGAUAAUGGAGACGGCGUUACGAUCUUGGCAAUCUUCAUGGGAAGCCACCUACGAAUCAACACUUGAUCCUUGCUCACCUAAGGGCCCCCUUGGGUUCAAUGCAACCGCAUUGCUACGACUGGCAUAUAUCCGACUUAAUGCCAAUCUAGGGCCCUGCCGCGACCUCAUCUCUGGUAAUUCAGCUCGCAUCCAGCAGAUCUUCACUAGAACCGAUACGGUCUGUCUUUCUCGCUCCCCGUCAUUGGACCGGGCUGUCUUACAGUCUAUCCAUGCUCUCAGCAUUCCGGUCCGUGUCGGCAUUCUAUACUUGGCACGGACCCAGACUCUGCACUGGAGCAUCCAACACUCGAUAUGCAGCCUCGAAUGUGCGUUCCUCUUGACUAGAUGGUUACAAGAGCUUGCUAAAGCCGUCAGUGUUGGAGGAAUGACAGCGCUUCGAGGAGAUGAGCAAAAAUUGCUUGCUAUGAUAACAAAUCUAAUUCAAGAGACACAUCUUCAAGAGACGUUGGAAUAUCGGGAGGAUCUUUCAACUCGGAUCAACCGUCUGGCAGCUUCAACCGCUCGACUUUGGGCGGAGAUAUCUAGUGCUACCCAUGUUUUCACGAUUGUUCAUCGUAUUGGGGCCUCCUUGUCUACGGUUGCUGAUAUUCUAGAAUCUGUAUUACCCCCGCCUUGCCUUCCUAAUACCUAG
Penicillium antarcticum is the source of this 2337-nucleotide messenger RNA. RefSeq names its product fungal specific transcription factor domain-containing protein. The transcript is spliced from 3 exons. Bases 1 to 2337 code for a protein of 778 amino acids. The record is from RefSeq and is a predicted model, not a curated record. Gene Ontology annotation, cellular component: chromatin. Lineage: Eukaryota; Fungi; Ascomycota; Eurotiomycetes; Eurotiales; Aspergillaceae. Gene Ontology annotation, molecular function: zinc ion binding; RNA polymerase II cis-regulatory region sequence-specific DNA binding; DNA-binding transcription factor activity, RNA polymerase II-specific. Gene Ontology annotation, biological process: regulation of transcription by RNA polymerase II; DNA-templated transcription.